UGUGCGCGUGUGUGUAAUACACUCCGUUCUCCGUGCGUUCGGUGUACGGUCGCUGGUGGGUGCGUGUGCGUGAGAUUUCGCGUGUUUGUGCGUGCGGGUGCGUGACGUUUGAACGUGUGUGCGUAAGUGCGUGUCGUGUGUGUACCUACGUUAUCUUUAGUGUGCGCGGCUCCUGUACCCCAGCGAUCGCCGCAGCCGUGCGAGUCAUCCGUGGGACCCGAAAAUUCGGUAGUCGCGAUUUAGCAGGAGAUAAAAAAAAAUUUAAAAAACAGAAAACUUUUUCGAGGUGAGUUUUUUUUACGUCGCCCGUCGGUACAGGUACAGCGCAGCGGUGUGGCGGAAGCCGCGAAGGCCGAGUCGGCGACUGUGUUUUAUUAUUUUUCUGACACAGUUAUAUUAUACUUGCUCGGUAUACCCGCCUAAUAAUAUAAUAUAUAAUACCAUUAUAUAUAUAUAUAUUUGUAUAUAUAUAUACACACACAUAGUAUUAUAUAUUAUAUACAGUCAAGGACACGGGCGCCCGCCACAUUGUCCGUUCGUGCGCGCGUGUACGUGUGUGUGUGCGUGUGCUCGUGAACCUAAUAAUGAUCGCAUCAGUCGAUUUGUAGAAGAUUUACACGUCUGGUCCGUGUGUUUGUGUGCGUGUGUGUGUGUGUGUGUGUGUGUGCGGCCGCUGUUGUUUCAGGAACGAUGAGUACCAGCAGCGAAAACGGCGCCAAAUUGACCGUGCCCGACGAGCUGCGGGAGAUGCUGCUCGACUUUACCAUCGGUUACUUGCUCGAACAGCCCAGCGAUCUCAUCGACUACGCUAUCGAGUUCUUCGAUAAGCUAAAGAAAUCCAAGUCGUCGUCGUCGUCUUCUGGCGUUGUUAAGCAGCAACAGCAACAGCAGCAGCAGCAACAGCAGCAGGGUGCCGGCGAUUUCAGCGACGAAGACGAUGCAUCAGAUAUCGGUGCGUAUAAUGUUGCCCCCCCCCUCCCCUCGAAUUUUUCGUGUUUGUUCGGUAGGUGGGUAUUUUCCAGCUGCCUUAACUAGUCGGUCUAACUAACUCGUCCUAGGGAUCAUAUUUCGUGAACGUAGAAAGUCCCACUAGCCCUAGGUGCUUGGGUAUUUUUCAUUAGUUUGAUAACACAAAAGAAGAAAUUCACACAUUUAUUAUUUAAUGUAAAUUUCAAAACGAUUUGGGUAUAAUUGGUUGUUAUCAUUACUUCAUUAGUGUUAUUGGGCAUAAAAUUAAAUGACAUUACUAAUGUGAAAACAAAUAAUAUUGUUGUCUACUUAUAAUUUAUAGGUAGUUUGAAAAUUCUAUAAUCUACAACUAUUUUUUUUACUACACUUGUUAUCAAUAUUAAACAAAUAAUACCUAAUGUCGAUGGUUUACUUAACACUAUUUUCAUUCAAACAAUAGCUAGAUUUUUAAUGUUUUACAAAUGAAAGUUCUUGCCUGAAAUAGAAAUGUAUUUAAAAUCCAUUUACACCUUAACAACCUGUAAUAAAUUGAUAGCAGAAUUUGUAUAGAAUUAUUGUUAUUAUUUUUAUUUACCUAUUCAUUAACUGAAUGAAUUAACAUUAAUUACAUUCUGUGUAUUUCAUAUCAUGUUGUUAUUAUGACUAAUAUGGAUUAUAGUUUGUUAUUUUAAUUGCAAAUCAAAGCAUUGCUCUGGAAACAUUAAACUCAAUGUUCAAUAUUUUAAGGUAGGCAUCGAUAGUACUGUUUAUUUGUUUUACAUUAAAUAUACAAUGUAUUUAUGUUUAUUGAUUUACCUAUUGAAACUAGUAUUAAUUUGUAGAGUAUUAGUAGGUACUGAUUAGUAAGUAGUAAUAAAAUUUAGGUAUCAAUAAAAUAAUAUUUUUUUUUUCAUAUAUGCAUUAAGUAGACAUACUUUCAUAUAGUGUGAAAUGUUAUUUUCCUAUUUUAUUUCUUUUGAGGGCGCCAUUCAGUUUUAAGUUGUCAUCAUGAGUUGUAUGAGGAUAUUUAGAUUGAGCAAGAAAGGUUGUUAUAAUUUAAUAAAUGCACAAAAUGAUCAGUAUAUAUUUGAAAUUGUUGACAAUUGUGUGGAAACUGCUAAAUGUUUUAACAUGUCAUCUUUUAGACUCAGAUCCACGUCUAAUGAUUCUUUUUUAGUACCUUGGUUAUUAAACAUAGGUAAUUAAUUAUUUGACAUAUGAAUAUAAAUUUGAAUCUUUAAAUUAAAUGUUUAUGCUUAAUAGUAAUUUAACAAUUCAAUUUUUUUGUUUUAGAAGCUCCACCAACACGUUAUUGUUCUAGACGCAAGUCCGUUUUUGCAGAAACUUAUAAUCCUGAAGAAGAUGAAGAAGAGGAGGGACCAAAUGUAUUUAAUUACAAUUUGAUAAUUUUAUAAUUUAGAGUUUAAUAUCUUUAAUGUGUAUCUAUUCUUUUAGGUUGUAUUUCCGAAAUCUGAUGAUCAACGCCAAGCACUUGCAGCUAGCGUUAAAAAUAUAUUCAUAUUCAGAGCAUUGGAUCCAGUAAGUUAUAAAAUGUAUUUGUAUAGGUAAUCAUAUUAUUAUGUAUUAUUAUGCAAUGCAGUACUAAAAUAUAUAUCCAUUUUUUUAUUAAUUUAACCAUUAAUGAUGCAUGUUUCAUUAUUAAUGACAAUUAAUACAGACAAGUAAAAUUAUGAUAAAAUAUGAAUGAUUAUUUGUUAAAAUAUAUACAUUUUUUUCAAUCAAUAAGUACAAUAUAAAGUAAAAUGUACAAUAGUUUAUUCUUUGACAUUAGGUAUUUCAGGUAUUUGGCUAAAAACAUAAAACACAAAAAAAAAAAAAGAUCUACUUUAAAAAUUUAAACAAACGAGGAUUUAUGAAAAUUGUAAAGUCUAAAAUUAAAGGGAUGUUUUUUUGUAUUUUAACACUCUGGGUAUACAAUCUCUUGAUUUUUAGUGUCGGAACGUGUGAAGUAAAUUUGGCAUAGUAUUACUAUUGUAUUAAUAUUAUUGUAUAAAAUAACAAUUAAAUAUAAUAGAAGAAUCUAAAAUAAAAUAAAUAGCGUGACGGUCACUACUCUAAAGAAGGUCAUUGUUGUAGGUGCAAAGUUAAGAAGGAUAAUUUAGUUUAUAAUAUAUUGUAUGUAAAUGAAACAUGAUUUUUUGUAGAGUUCAAUUAAAUAUAUAUAUUUUUGCAUACAUUUUAAUUGAAAACAUUACCGUACAAACAAUAAGAAAUAUUACAUAAAAUAUUUAAGCAAUUAUACAAUGCUAACAAUUUUUAUUCAUACAUAAAAAUAAAAAAUGAAAAACUUCAAAUAAUUAUGAUUAACAUAACCAUAAUAAAACCGUAAAAUUUGCUUAGGACACUUUCAAGGAAUCAGCUCAAAACAGUGACUUAUACAAGAAUUGAAGAAUUCAUUUAAAUAUAAAGUUUUUUUUUUAAACUUUUACUAUUAAACAUAAUUAAACAGUUAAAACAUUUAUACAUUAACAUGAAUUAAACAGAUUAAUUCUAUCAAUUACCUUUGUUUGAAAAAAGUUUAUUUUUGCUUGCUUCAAAUUCUGAAUGUGUUGUAGCAAGAAAGUUUACAAUGCUGCACACCCUUUAUCAUAUUUAUUUAAAAUAUUCAGUUUGUUUGAAAUUGCUAGCGCUUUAUAUUUUAUUCCACUAGAACUAGUUAAAACAAUUAUAGAUACAAAUUUGCCAACAAACUGCACUACACUAAUCUACAACCACUUGUUAUUUCAUAAUACAAUAAAAAUAAUAUGAUAAGUACAUGUAAAUGACUUACACUAAUACUACCCAAAUACUAUACAUGUUUAAUGUUAACUACUGAACAAAAUAUCGUCUUAUCUGAUUAUAUUUAGAAAAACCAAGCAGAUUAUCAGGUGGUUUUUGCAUAAAUCAGUGUAGGGAAUGUUUAGGGACCUGCGGAAAACAGCGUCUCUGCAGGUAAAGUGUCUUAAGUGAGUUUUACUGUAUUUCAAAAAUUAUUCUUCAUCUAGAAAAUGCUUAUAAUAUGAUUAUUUAACAACUACGAUUAUUUUCACCAUAUUUACUAAACAAUAUGGAUUUUAACAGAAAUCAUUUUUCUGUAAAUAUUCUCAUUUUUUAUUUUUUUGGUUUUUUCCAUUUUAAAAAACUACCUUAAAUUGAGUUUCAUUUCUUAACUACCUAUAAUUCUUACUUGAGUGUAAUAUUAUUUAAACAUGAAGGUCUCUUAAAUAUGUUUAGGCUUUUUAUUUUAAUUUUAAUUUUAAUUAAUGUUAAAUAAUAUACUUAAUUUUCUUAUGUAAUAAUAUUGAUAAACAUAUUUGAUAUUUUAUAUUUAUAUUUUUUCAAGUAAAUUAAUAUAGUUUUUUGUUCGGUCGUGCAAUUUAAACACUUAUAUGACAUAUUUUUUUUUGAACAUAUUUCAUUAUGAGUAUAUUGUAAUGUAAUAUAAUCAAUAAAUUUACAUUUUUUUUUUUUUUUUGUUAUUCAGAUAUUAUAUUCCUUAGUUACUGCUCUUUUGUUUCUAUUUUCAAUUAACAAUUGUUUUCUGUUUACUUUCACCAAAUAGUAAAACAAUAAACAAUAAUUAUUUUAUGUGGUACUGUAACCUAAUCAUAAAAUAUUAUUUUAUUUUUAUUAAUUGGUAGCAACAGUAUCUCAUUUAAAUUGUAUAAACUAAUAAACGAGAUAGUAUACUCAAAGAAAUAAAAUUCUAAAAUUUUUCAUAAACUUAUAUACCCUAAUAUAUUCUUUUCUGAAUUCAUAAAUUUAAUAAUUAAUUAUUUGUAAUAUUUUUCAUUGGUGAGUAAAUAUCAAAGUUAUUUUUUGAAUUAUUUUUUUUUUUCAAAUACCUUAUAAAAUAUUCUGCUAUAAAACAUGAUGUAUUUUAUAUAUUCUAUUGAAAACCAAACUAAACUGUUUUUAAACUUCUUUUAAAGAAUUAUGUUACAAUGUUUUAGUAGAAAUUAAUUAAAUUGAAUAUAGUAUAAGUAGAAUCAAAUAUUCUAUGUUUAAUUUUAAAUUGCUUCUUGGUUAUAUUUAUUUUGUUUAAAUAAUAAUGUAAUUAUUUACUAUGAAAUUUUCUUAUGGAUUUUUUAUUAACAUAACAAUAAUUAUAUUAAUAGUAAAAAUCUAAUCAAAAGUGGCCUUUUUUUAAAUUCAAAUUAUUUAUAUGUAUUGAAUCUUAAAUUGUUUACCAUUAAUUUAUCAUCAUUCACUGGUAUUGAAUUUUUUUUUUCUUUUAAAAAUCAAAAAAAUCUGUUAUAUUACAAGUUACUUUUUAUUUAAUAGCUAUAGUCAUUUGUUUUGUUACAUUAGAUGAGUUAAUCUUGGAUAUUAAUGUAGUCAUGUUUUACUAAAGUGUUAUACCUUACCUAACUGUCUAUUUUCCACCAAAUUUAUCAGUUUUGUUUUUGGCUGUAUAAAGUUCACUGUUAAUUUUAUUGUUUUAAACUUUAUGAGUACUUGAACUAUUUUGUAACUGUUCAUUUGAUCUUACAAAUAAAGUUAUAAAGCAUUAAAAUAAUCUAUUUUUUUAUUUUUUUAAUUAUAAAUUUAAAAAAAAAACAAUGCUCAUAAAUAGCGGAAAUAUUGUACAUCAUCGUUACACGCCUUGUUCAAAUUGUUGUUUGUGGGUAGGCUAAUUAUGUAAGUGGGAAGUUCGGAAGGUAUGGUUUGCAUGGGCAUUUUAUGUAUGGUAAGACUCAACAAUAAAUCAUUAUUAAAAAACAAAAACCAAACAAAAUUUGGUUUAUCUUGCUUUGAUGAACUUAUAUUGAAAUUAAUAUUAAUUUGUAACUAAAAAAUAAAUAACAAUUGUUCAAAUUUUUUGUAUCUAAUUUUUGAGCAUUGUAGAGUUAAACAUCUUAUUGACAUAAAUAUUACUGUACAAUUAAUUAUUUAAUUUAAAUAUAUUAUUUAUAAAAAAAAAAAAACCAACUUGUUAUUAGAAUCAACAAAAGUACUUAGAUUACUAGAAAAAAAAACAAUUUUAACUGCAUACUCUUUUUCUAAUAUAUUAUGUAUAUUUUCUUUUAGGAACAAAUGAACAACGUUAUUGAUGCAAUGUUUGAUCGUCAAGUGCAUGCUGGAGAUGAUAUUAUAAAACAGGGUGAUGAUGGUGAUAACUUUUAUGUCAUUGACAGGUAAUAUUAAAUAUGACAUCUACUACUUUUCUUUAAAAUAUUUGCAAGAAACCUAACAAUUAAUUAAAUUUCAUGUCGUUUCAGAGGAACAUUUGAAGCUUAUGUGACUGAUGCUGAUGGUAAUAUCCAUUUGGUACAUACAUACGAAAAUAAAGGUAGUUUUGGAGAACUUGCAUUAUUGUACAAUAUGCCACGUGCAGCAACUAUUAAAGCAAAGUCAGACGGCCUUUUGUGGGCUAUGGAUCGUCAAAUAUUCAGACGUAUUGUUUUGAAAAGCGCAUUUAAGAAGCGCAAGAUGUAUGAAGAGCUAAUUGAAGUGGUUCCUAUGUUAAAAGCAUUACAAGUAAAUUAAAACAUAAAGAGUUGAAUACAAUUAUUUAUUAAUGUACCCACUUAUUAAAAUAAUAAUUAUUGUAUUAAAUUAUUUCAGUCAUAUGAACGCAUGAAUUUAGCUGAUGCUCUAGUCCCAAAAUACUAUCAACUUAACGAUUGCAUUAUAAAUCAAGGAGAUCCUGGGGACGGCAUGUAUUUUGUUGAGGAAGGCAUUGUUAAUGUUUUAGUUACCAGCGAAACUGGUGAACAAAUUAAGGUUUGUUUUAUUUUAAUUACAUUUUUGUAUUUGAUUGAUUGUUACAACCAUAAAUAUUAUUGUUAAAUAGGUUAAUCAAAUAGAGAAAGGUGGUUACUUUGGUGAACUUGCACUCGUCACUCAUAAAGGUCGUGCUGCUUCAGUAUUUGCUGAAGGCAAAGUCAAGUUAGCAUGUAUGUACAAUAUAUAAUAGAAUUUUAGUUCAAUGAAUUCAAAGUUUUCAUCUUAAUUUUGUAGAUUAAAUACCUAAAUAGUAGAUUGUAUUUUUAUCAUACAAAACAUGGCAUUAGUAUUAUAAAUUUAAAAUUAAUGUUGCAUUAUUUAUCUUUAAACAUAAUUAUUUGCUACAAGUAUUUACAAAUAAGUGUAUUGAAUUAUUAUUUUAAUGUGAUUUUCAAAACGAUUGGAUUAUAUUUGAGUUCUAUUAUCUAUUAAGAUGGUAAAUAUUUCCCAAAAUGUAAGAAAUACCUCACAUUUAGGUUAGGAGACAAAUACAAUAUUUCUUCUUACCACCCGAAUUACUAUUAUGUUAAUUACACAAUCAAAAUUAUUUGUCAUGUAUAUUAUUUUGUAUAAAUUCAACAAGGCUUACAAACACAAUUCUAAUGUUAUCUAAUAGCUAUAUAUAGUAGAACUUUAUUAAUCCGGACUAGUUAGGACUCUAGGUUGUCAGGGUUAAUGAAAGUCUGGAUUAAAUGAAAUAAUCAAAAACUGUAUUAUUUUAUUUAAAAAUUUACUGGCUUCAAUGACGUUCUACUGUAUAUAUAUUCAGAGCGUCCAAUUAAGUUAUGACCAUUGCAAUAUCUUCGAUAUUAACUUUUUUCCUGUUUUUUUUUUUUUUUUUUUAACAAUUUAUGGAACAAUUAGCUCUUAAAUGUUAAAUUACCAUUUUUUUUGUUUUUUUUUUUUGAGAUGAACUGACUGCUUAGUUUUAAUUCUCAAAUGGUAACCUAUAGUAAAAAUUCCAUAAAUAGACUGAGUAUUAGUUAUAUAUUUUGGUGUUGAAAUUUUUGAGUUUUAUUAAAUCAUUGAGGUGAUACUCCACUUUUAAGUAUGCAUAGAAGGAAAGUAAUGGAGCAGUAUAUUGUCAUACAAAUGAUGCAUCCUAAAAAGUGACAAAAAUAAUGGUAAUGUGACAUUUUAGAGCUAAUUGUUUCUUAAAUUGUAAAAAAAAAAAAUGAUACUUUUCAAGUUAUCUUAAUGAUCAUAUUUUCAUUAAGACACUGUAUAAAUAAAGAAAUCAAUUGACUGAUAGAAAUAUUAACACUUAGCCUAAACAAUCGAAUCUGAAAACAUUUUUCUCAGAGAAUCUUUUAUGUAAUGCAGUUAUUUUAUAGUUAUUAAGAAUCAUUGCGCUGUAAUUUGAAAAUUCACAAAUGUUCCAUCUUUUUUAGUUUUCCCAAUUAUUUUGAAAACUCCUAAGAAAAAUCAAAAAUGACCUUCCCCAUACACCAACUUGAGAAAAUUUCCUUUCAGAAAAAUUACUAUACUUCGUGCAUAUACUAUACUAUGUACUCUGGUAUAACAGUUAUUCACAGAAAAAUAAACCACAUAUUAAAAUCAAUAGAUCUCUUUUGAAUAUAAAAUAUUAAACAAAAGAAAUAAUUUAAAAUCAUUUUAUCUCCUAAAAGUGAAAUAAAUAGUUAGAUAUAUUUGUCUACACAAUUUAUUUUUAUUUUGGACUUAUUUCAUGUGGCUGUAUUCUAAAUAUUUUUAAUAUUUCAGUAGUUUUUAUUUAUAGCAAUAAAUAUCUUGAUAAAACCCGAACAUUUUUCUGAUAACAAUUGAUAUUUGUUAGUAAGAUCAUUGAUCUUUUAACAUCAAUAAUAAUAAACAAUAUUAAUAAGUUUGUUUAGCGAUAAUUUUUUAUUGAAUAAAGGUUUUUUACUAUAUGUUAAUCUCAGGGAUGGUAGUUAGUCACUAUUUUUAUUUUAGUCACUUAAAGCCACUUUUUAAGUAUUCUCAUACGAUUUUAUAAAAAUUAAUUAUUAUAUUGAUAUUUAUGAUGAGAUUUUAGUAUCUUACUUUGGAUAAUUUGCUGUAUGAUGAAAAAGAAUUUUAAAGUCUUAUAUAAGUUUAACCUAAUACUACUAAUAAUUGGUAUAUAAAAAUAUACCAAUUGUUAAUAAAUCGUUUUAAUCAAUUAGUUAUAAUUAAAGUUGUUAUUUAUCUUUAAAUUAUCACUAAAUUCUUUAAUAAAAUCGGAUUGUUAAACUAUCAUACCAUUAUACUAAUUAUUAUGUAUAGUAAUAUUAUAAUUAUUACCUACUACUACCUUUUAUUAACUAUUACUAUUAGUGUCAAAUAAGUGUAUUUUUUGUUAAUGUAAAUCACUUAUUUUCGUAUGGAAGUUACUUUUUAGUCACUUAAUUGUAAAUUUUUGUCACUUCUCACUUAUUUUCAAAAUAUUGACCACUUUCAUCUCUGGUUAAGCUUUACUUGUAGAUUUUAUAUUUUUAACACUUACAAAUGCCUAAACACAUUUUUGGUAUUUUAAACAUGUUUGAACUCAAAUUUUGAAAAUCACGAUAUAAUUAGAGUUUGAAUAUUACCAAUGUCUACUAUUUUUUCAACAUAUAUGUUUGUGAUUUUUGCUCAUAAUAUAUAAUCAAAAAUUUAGCCUCAUAAGAAAUUUUCCUAUUUCCAACAGAAAUAAAAAUAUUUACAGAUCAGAUGAUAGUUUUUACAGUAAAUUAUUUUGAGAAGAAAAAAACAAAUAUUGUGCAAUAUACAAAUUAAAACUAAUUAGAUUAUUUGUUAAGAGUUGGUAAUUACUUGUUAAUUAUAAAUCUUAAUAAUUUGUUACUACCAAUUUUUGGUCACUGUUGUAGGGGGAUGUUUUGAAGGUUUGAUAUUUGUAGGUUAAAUUAAUUUAUAUCUGCAGGCAACGAUAAUCAUUGCUGGCGAAAUAUGAUUUUGAGCGAAGUUCAGUUAUACAAUAUGUUUUGAAAUGAAAUAAUUUUUAAAAAGUUUUCAUUACAAUUUGAACUUAAAAUACCUAUAGAAAACUACUACUACUGCUCAAGCAAAAUUUUUUACCAUAGAAUAAAACUUAUAAUGAAGCUCGUAUUACAUUUUUAAAUAUUUCUGUUAGGCUAAACAAAUUUAUCCACAAAAAACCAAAUAAAAACUAUAAACUUAAAAAUAUCAAAUGCAUAUAAAUCCUUGAAAAUUGUACCACGUCUAAUAAAGGCUAAUAUUAGUAUUCUGUUGAAGUAUCAGGGUUUUUAACCAUAUUAUAAUGUAAGUACAAAAUCAAAAAUAAUGAAGCCGCUAAUACCAUAUAUUUUCCUAUUUUUCCUCAUUUUUUGUAAUGAUUAUGAAAAACCAUUCAGAAAAUCAAAAAAAUACCUCUUAAAUGUAACAUUCUGAAUUUUGCAGUUCUUUUGUUGAUUUUUAAUUGGUGCAAAAUUUUUGGUAGAAAAGUUGUACACAGACAGAAAGAAAUUACACUUAUUUUUACUAUAUUAUCAUUAUUCAAUACUAAAUUAAAUUUUACUAUUUUAAACAUUCUAAGUUUAAAAUAAAACUUUAUACUUUUGUUGUUCUCAAUCUAAUAUAUUUUAAAAUUGACGUGUAUUAAAAAUUAGAGAUUCUAAUAUAUUAUUAGAUUAUGUUAGAGAUUAUUACAAUAUAAGUAAAGUUGUUGAAUUUGAAAUUAAAACAUUGACAAACAAAUUAUAAUAAUACACUUUAUUUAUUGUUAAUAAAUAUAAACAUUCAAUUUAAAUUUUAUGCAUUUUUAUUAGAUUAUAAUAUGCUAAAAAUAUGGUAAAUAAUGAGUAUAUAAUUUAUUUUUAAUUUUAUUUUUACUAUAAAACGCUGAUAUGUGGCUUUUAAUUUACAUUAAUACUCAAAUAUACCUUAAUUAGAAUAUAUAAUUAAAUUUUUUAUAUUUUAAAUUGAUUUGAUUAGAUAUCUAAUAAACAUUUUUUUUUAAAGACUUUCAUGGUUGUGUUUAGAAUAAAAUGAGAGUUUUGAUUUUAUUUUUUUUAAUAGUAAUAACUUCUGUUGUAAUGUUUGCUGCUUUGAUUAUUUUACAUGUUUUUAUAUAUUAUGAAACAUGAUAUUUUUAACUUUAUUUUCCCUAUAUUUAUACUCGAGAGCAAUGUUUUUUGUUAUCAUCUUCUGUUAAAUAAGAAUUUAUACUAUUUUUAGUUUUAUUUUGAUAGUUCUGGAAUCUUAAUGUUGUAAUUUCAUAAAUGAGUAUCUUAGUCUAAAAGUUGGUUCAUACAACAUAUUGUGCCAAAACCUAAGGUUCUUCGUCACUAGAUUUUUCAAGUUUUAAAAUAGUCUUCAAAUUUCUAUAAAGUAACACUGUUCAACUUGUUUUGAUUUUAAUUUUAAAAAACUGAUCUCAAUUGUUAGGCAAUCAUUUUAUUUUUGUACCGCAAUAUUUUAGUUCCGAACAAUAAAUCAAUUGUAAAUAUUAACUCUUAGGCUUAAAUAAAGUACAUGUUCUGCAUAGGCGGGUAAAACUAGUAGUUAUAAGUCCAAUAGCAUUUUAAAAACUUUUCUGUUUUUUUUUCUGUUGCGAGAUGCCAUUGUAUAUUAAAAGACCGCCAUAGUAGCAAGUUUCUACUAGACAAUAUAGCAAAAAUGUGUUAAUGUAACACAAACAAAAAAGUACAUUUGUAAACAUAUUGAGUGAAUAUAGGAAUAUUUAAAAUACAAUUUCUCAAAAUUAAUAAAUAAUAUUAUCAUUUUUUAAUUUACAAAACUUAGUCAUGUGGUAAAAAAAAGCCCAAAUAUGUAUUUAAAUUUGUUAUAUAUACCUAUUAAAUACUUGAUUAGAAAUCUAUGUUUUUCUUUAUUUGUGCCAAUAAGACACAGUAUGUAAAAUUUGCUAAAUGUGCCAUGGAGUUACAGCAUUUCACCCUUAAGGUAGUAAACAAUUUAUAGGCAAAAUAUUAUCGUCGUUUUAUAAUUCUCUAAAUAUUUAAUUCAUUAUCAAAAGUCCUAUACAAAAAAAAAUUGUGUUUUAUAUAUUUAUUUUAAAUGAUUGUAACUAUUUUUAAUUAAUGAAAUUAAUAUUCCAAAAAACGCCAAUGAGUUAGAAUAAGUUUUUGAGAAACCUAAAAGGUUUUUCUCAAUUUAAGAAAAACAGAGAUGGAAAAAUUAAACUGUCGCUGUGGCCUCUUGACUGCAGUAGUAUAAUAUUUGAAGGCUGCUCGAUUUUAAUAACGUUUCUUUCUGUAUUCUUUGCGUGUUUACUAUUUUCUGGUUAAAGAUGUUCUCUUUUUCUGUAUAUAUAUAUAUAUAUACUCUCCACUCAAGAUUGUAGUUUUUCAAAUGUUAAUAAGUUUCAAUUAAAUUCAAAUAGGUACAUAUUUAUUUAUUGUUGUUGUGUCGAGUUUUGUUUUGUUUCCUGUUCAAAUAAUGUUUGUUUCACAUUUGUUGUGUUUACUAUCUUCCUGCAGCUACAGCCGUCCACUACUUAUUGCAGUUUUUAAUUAAAUUUAAAAUAUAAGAAGACAUUUUUUUAAUAAUUUGAAAUACUAUUAUUGUGCACAUUUUAUUAUUAUUUUUUAAAUUUAAAUUUUUAUCUGGUAUUUUUAAUAACAUUUCCGCAAUUUAAUAAUAUUUGAUAACCAGGUAUUCUUUAGAAAUGUUAUGUGCCAUAAUGUCAAUAAUCUUUAUUAUAUUAAUAAUUAUUAUUACUAUAGUUGAAUCAUUUUAUAAUAAAAAAUGAUUUGCAUUGUUAGGUUAUUUAUAGUGUUUUAGAAAUAUUCAUCAUAACAGUGUUUACAAAAAACCUCUGUCAAAAUAAUAGAACAGGUUUAUUUUGGACAGUUCCUAUAUUGUAUAUUUGUUAAAUUUUUUUCAAUCAUCAUUAAAAUUGUAUAGAGCCCCCAAGUGUUUAGGUACUGUUUUAUUAAUUUUUGUUUUUUCCAGUUUUGGACGUUGACGCAUUUGAACGUUUGUUGGGCCCAUGCAUGAACAUAAUGAAGAGGAAUAUCGAAGAUUAUGAAAAUCAACUGGUGAAAAUCUUUGGGUCUAAGCAAAACAUGACGGACGUUCGAUGAACAAUCAUCGUCCAGUCGGGUUACAUUAUGAUUGUGUUGUAUAAUAUUCAUUUAUAGUGUUGUACUCUGUUUCUGUUUCUUGUCCUAUACCAAACUGUUUGUGGUAAAUCAUAUUUAUUAUUAUAAUUACUCUUAAUUUACAAAUAUGUAGUUAUCAUUAUUAUUAUUAUUAUUAUAUGUGGGUGUAUGUCUGUGUGCGUGUGUAUACAACUUGUUUAUUCACACACACACACAUAUAUAUAUAUAUAUAAACUUAUUAUAUAAUUGAAUAUUUAUAGGUACAGUUGCGCAAAUAAAACAAUUAAAAACAAUCACAUAAUCAACCAAUAAAUAAUUGGCAUCCCUUUUUUGUAUACAUACAUAUUGUAUAUAUAUAUAUUAUAAACUAUUGAUAUUAAUAUUGAUAAUCUAUAUUUGAACAACCACAUCAUUUACAUUAACCCAAGAGAUAUCGUACAAUACGAUUAUUUAAAAAAUUUAAUUUUGCGCUUCAAUGUGUUUUAUAUGUUAUUAGUUGCGUGAUUAACGAUUAUUAAUAAUAAUAAUAUAUAUAUAUAUAUACGAGAACUGCAGUAUUUUUUUUGUUUUUAUUAUUAUUAUUAUUAUUAUUAUUAGUGUACUUAUAUUAGGUUUCAAAAUAAUAAUUAUUAUUAUAUUGAUAAACAAGUGUUACUAUACAUUAUAAUCACGAUCAAUACAUGCAAUUUCAGUUUUUUCGAUUGAUUUUGUUCAAAUGUGUCUAUAUUCUGGGGUAAAGUUUUCUAUUCUUAAUAUAUUUAUUAUAAUAUAAUAAUAAUAUACUACGAGAGGCGUACUUGAUUAUUAUUAGGGUUUAAGUAGAUUCUGUAUCUAUAUAUUCUCAUCUUGACCAAUAUAUAAACUUACUAUACUUUAUACAGGUGAACUUAAUAUUUUUAUUAUUAGGUCGUUCAAAAAUAAAAAAUAAUAAUUACACACUAACUAUACACGUUGCCGAAUGGUUCCCGUAUAUAUACAUACUAAUAAAAUAUUUAAAAUAUAAUAUUUAUAUUCCUAUCCGCUUUAUUAUAAUAUUAUUAACGUGCACAGGGUUGUAAAUAAUAUCUUGCUGGAGUGUGAACACACCAUCAAUAUCCUGUAGACAAAUAAUUUAUAUUGUUCUAAUUAGAUUCUUCGAUGUGCGUAUGUGUGUGUGUGUGUUGAUUUAAUUUUUUUUGUACUUUGGAAAUACUUACCUAACUUAAAAUUAUAACCAGAUGUUUGUUUUAGUUAACUAUUCGAGUGACAACAGUGGUUUGCCACGACUUCUAAAAAUGUUAUCUGUGGGUGAAUCUAUGUGUGGCGCUCCAUAACACUCUUUUGUGGUUCUGCGUGUUUGCUUUUCAGUCAAAUAACGGAUGUUUUAUGAUAAUUUUAUUGAAAACAUUUAUACCUCGCUUUUAUUAUUUCCCUUUUUUUUUUAACAUUCGGUAACGGAAAAAAUUACGGCAAAAACCACCUAAGGUAUUAGAUGUAUAAUAAUAACAUCAUAUUGUAUAUUUACCUUACCCAUCAUCUUAUAGCUAUUAUUGCUUAAAUAUACUUAUUAAGUCCCCACUAAACAUUUUUUUUUUGUGUGUUUUGUUAGGUAAUUUGAAAAACAAUUUUUUUUUACAAUUUUAGUUGUUAAUUUAAAAAUAUAGCCAUAUAUGAAGACUUAAUUUAGAUAUUUAAUUCAUAUAAUUAUUAUUGUUAUAGUCACGAUUAUUAUUAUUAAUUAUAAUAUGUAUUACAUAAUUAUAUUGGGUGCAAUAAAUGUGUAUAGAUAAUAUUAAAGUAUUAUUUAUAUUGCCCAAUUAUUUUUUUUUCUUUCGUUUUUGUUUUGUGUUUGUUUUUAUUUUAUAUAUUUUCUUAGACUUUAGAUUGUUAUUAUAACAUUUAUUGUAUUAGGCUCGUGAAAUACCCAUAAUUAUAUAUUGUAUUCGCAAUAAGUGGUUUUUAUUUUGUUUUUGUGUCGUUUUUUUUUUUUAGUGAAUUAUUAUGUAGUUAAAGUUCAUAUAUAUAUGAAUAAUACAUAGUUCAGUUUAUAUAAUAUUAUACAGUGUUCACAUUUAUCUAUGUAUAUUUUUUUUAUUUUGUUUUGUUUGGUGGUUGCUAUUAAUUUUAUUAUGUUAUCCUUAUGAGCGUUUUUAUCUUCCUAGAGUAUUAUUCUCACGACAAAAUAGAUAAUAAUAUUAAAUAUCCAUUUUGUCGUGACUAUUAUAACAUUAUUAUUUAUGUAUUUAUAAUUUAUUAUUAUUAUUUUAUUUUUUUUAUGUAUUAGUGAAUAUAAUAUUAUAAAUUGCAAAGUUUUACCAUAUAGGCUUUUUUUCCAGUACAAUAAAACAUUAAUUGAAAAUAAUAUAAUAAUAAUAAUAUUGUAUU
Molecule: messenger RNA, 15083 nt
Organism: Cinara cedri
Lineage: Eukaryota; Metazoa; Arthropoda; Insecta; Hemiptera; Aphididae
Source: the annotation of a GenBank genome assembly